AUGAUCUCCGCCUUUUUUCGAAGGGGCACCACAGACAGGGCAGCUUCGAGAAGAGCGCCACCAACGACAGCUCCACAAGAGCCAGAGCUACCUGCAGAUACUACACCAAAACCUAACCAAAAGCGUCUAUAUGGACCUGAUCUGCAGUUUCAAGAUCCACAGUCUAAUGCGGUAGGAGAGACGGAGAAUGACUUGGUGCGCGAGUGGAUUGACAAUACAGAGAAUCAAUCCCCUUCUUCUACGCUCAAAUUGGAGUGCAAUUUGAAGAGAAACACCCUGCGCAUAUUGACAAAUGAUAGGGCACCUUCGAUUAUUUCCACAGAAUCUAACAGACCGACAUCCCCUUCCAUGUCUAUUGCUCCAGUCUCAAAUAAAUUUCAGUCGCUUAGCUUCAGUUUCGACAGUCUCACCCCAAAAGUGAAAAUAUCUUUGAGCUGGUUGGAUUCACAGGAGUCGCUGAUGGAGGACGUUGUUGACGGUGGCUGGGAUAGGCACUGGCAGUCCCCAAACAAGCUCGAUCUUGUGGCGCACCAGCAUAGACUGCAGAAGAUUGACGACGGCUCAGACUCGGAUUCCGUAGCCUCAAAUGCAGACUCAAACCAAGUCACAAAGCUGGAACUAAAGUUGAAGAUUGAUUUAGUUGGAUGUGAUGAUAGUGGUGUUGCUGUUACACCACAUAAUAAGCAGUCGACGUAUCUUAUCAUCCAUCGAUGCGACGAAUGCUGGCUCCUUAGAGUCGAUAAGCGUAUUGGUUAUAUUGCGAACAAGCAAUUCAAUCUUCACGAAAUAUACGGCUUGUCUUCACAUACUAGAGACAAUGCCUCAAAUGAUAUUAAUCAGAGUAUGACGGAUGAUCACAUUGGGGGUGAGUGCGUUAUAUGCUUGGCAUCGCCAAGAGACACAGUCUUAUUACCAUGUCGACACCUUGUUGCUUGCAAGGAUUGCGCAAUUAGAAUGACAGAUUUUGGCGGUGGGGGUGUACAACCAGACAGAGAAGGUGGUGCUUGGGGUACAGAGGGUGCUGAGCCAUCGACAUCAGCAAAUGCAACAGAAGCAGCAGAUGCUCCAACCCAAAAUGAUCGAGUUAUUGCUGCCGAAGCUGGCAGAUCUCAACGCAGACGUAAGCGCAAACCUAAAGGAUGGUAUUGUCCAAUAUGUCGUCAGCCAUAUUCUGCCAUGCUCAGAGUGGCUUUCAAUGAUCAAUAG
Molecule: messenger RNA, 1206 nt
Organism: Wallemia ichthyophaga EXF-994
Lineage: Eukaryota; Fungi; Basidiomycota; Wallemiomycetes; Wallemiales; Wallemiaceae
Product: RING finger protein
Exons: 2
Coding region: 1-1206 (401 amino acids)
Biological process (GO): protein ubiquitination
Cellular component (GO): cytoplasm
Molecular function (GO): ubiquitin protein ligase activity
Source: RefSeq, a predicted model, not a curated record